Molecule: messenger RNA, 879 nt
Organism: Penicillium salamii
Lineage: Eukaryota; Fungi; Ascomycota; Eurotiomycetes; Eurotiales; Aspergillaceae
Source: the annotation of a GenBank genome assembly
AUGCCGAUAUCUCCAGUACGCGAUCAAUUCCCUUCACACGGUAAUAACCAGAUCGCCAAGGACCAAGCUGAUUGUGCGAUGCAACAGGCACAAUGUCGAGCACUAUGCCCAUGGCAGCUGGUGUCCUUCGUUUUCUCGCUCCAGUCUUGGUUGGGUGAAUCCCCAGACCAGAAGAAGAAUGCUUCUACCCCGGCAUACAUGUCGGUUCUGAUGUCCUGUUCUGAUGGCAUUGUGUGUUACCUAUUUCCCCCUCUUCCUCCCCCCGCAGGCUCCUGGCGGUGUCGCCGCCGGAACCCCGUCGCCAUCUCCUUGAACGCCCGGCCGGACCCAACACGCCUUCUUUCUACACAUACCAUAAUUUCCACAGUCUACCAUAAGCUACAAUGGAUUAUUUGCUCGCAGAUUGGUGUUUUCGGUUCAGGGACUGUGAUUUGUUUCGUUGCCUUCUCUGGCGACGCUGUAUCUAUAUUGAACUCGAAGUUCACCUGGCAAGGACAAGCCAAGAUGCUUGCCACUGCCACUAGCCGUGUCGAGUUUAUGUCCAUCGAAAACCUCAAGACCUUCGACCCCUUCGCCGAAGCCGACGAAGAUACCGGCGAGACUAAACAGUCUCAGAACUACAUCCAUAUUCGGAUUCAGCAGCGCAAUGGUCGUAAGACUCUGACUACUGUUCAGGGUCUUCCCAAGAAGUUUGACCAGAAGAAGAUUCUGAAGGUCAUCAAGAAGAAGUUCGCUUGCAAUGGCACCAUCGUCACUGACACUGAGAUGGGUGAGGUGAUUCAGUUGCAGGGUGACCAGAGAAAGGAUGUCCAGGAGUUCUUGACCGACAAGGACGGCCUCGAGCUUGAUGCCAAGAGCAUCAAGGUCCACGGUUUCUAA